This is a messenger RNA of Nezara viridula (southern green stink bug), 1878 nucleotides long. The record is from the annotation of a GenBank genome assembly. Lineage: Eukaryota; Metazoa; Arthropoda; Insecta; Hemiptera; Pentatomidae.
AAGCACUCCAUAAUAUGGCUACCCAAGUUAGGUUAGGUUGUAAACAGGGUAUGUUGUUUUGGGUCGGUUUGCUGUCAGUUCAGAGUAGGUCAGUAGUUGUACAAAGUAUUUACGGUCAGUGAUAAUUUAUGUAAUUUUUAAGUGAUUACUAAUAGAUAAACCCUCUAUAAUAACCAAAGAUACCAUGUGAAUGAAGUUUAUAUUUGCAUUAGUGAUAACCAUUAUAAUGGUUUGCCCUCAUUUUGCUACUAAUGGGAUCUAGGGCAUACAUAUAUGAACCUAUAUUUGUUUUCAAAUGAAAUAUUGUGUCAGAGAAGAUAAUUGGAAAGAUUGGAUCAUGGCGGAAGAUGAUAACGAUAGCAUUAAAGAAGAAUCUACUUCUGAUGUAGAUUCUAGAACUUUCAAAGAAGAAGAUAUUUGCAAGGAUGAAUGUGAUAAUGAAGAAAUAAAUAAUGCAGAAUCAGGAUUAAAUACUAAUUAUGAUUCUUCAGAAGGCAAAAUACCAACUCAUAGGUGUGAAAGAUGUGACUAUGAAAGUGUCUCACACACAGCCCUGCUUACUCACAUGGCUAUGUGUACAUCCCGCUCAAAAAUGUAUGAGUGUGAUGUGUGCCAAAUGAAGUUUUCUAAUUCAGCAAAUAUGAGAAGGCAUAAAAUGAGGCAUACUGGAGUGAAACCAUUCGAAUGUCGGAUUUGUGGGAAGAGGUUUUUUCGUAAGGAUCACUUACAGGAACAUUCGACAACGCAUGCAAAAGCUAAUCUCUUUAAAUGCCCUAUUUGCCUUAGAGGAUUCCAAAGGCAGAUUGCUAUGAGAGCUCAUUUUCAAAACGAGCAUGUCCAGCAAGGCGAUGCUCCAAUAAAGACAUGCCCGCUCUGUGAUUUUACUGCUGCGUCAAUGAAAAGUUUACGAGUUCACUUUCAUCACAGACAUGGCAUCGAUUUAGAUCAACCAGGUUACAAUACAGAACGUGUGGCAGAGAGUGUUACACCUCCAAUGCAUUUUUUGACUCCCCAUGUGGAAAUUUCUCUUCCACAAUCGCCUUCUUCCCCUCAGCUGGUUGUUGAUGAUGAGUGUGCCGAGAGUCCUAGCGGGUCCCCGCAGUCCGGAGAUUCUAAUGCCCCAACUUCUAGUCAAAGAGCUCCAGAACCUGUACAUUUGAAGUCAAUUCUCAAUCAAACUUGCCAAUAUUGUGGCAUAACUUUUCCCGAUUCGACUUUGUAUCUUCUUCACAAAGGUUGUCACUCAGAAGCCAGCCCUUGGAAGUGCAACAUAUGCGGCGAUCAAACUGCAAAUGUCUACGACUUCAAUAGUCACCUUGUGAGCAAAAAUCACCAAUGAUAUUGGUAAUACCUUUUGUGGUCAUAUCAUAAGUUCAGUUAAUGGUAUAUUGUUCUUGAUUAAAAAAAAAACAAUCGGCUCGAUUUCAAAUUUAUUAAAUAUUUUAUAUUUUUUAAAUGAAAUAUUGUAUACAUAUAUUUGGCUUUCAAGAACUGUUAACUUUCUAUUUGAAAAUAUAAUUUUUUUUUCUUUUGGAGUUGUGAUAAAAAAAUCAUAUAUUUUCGAGUAUAUAAAUUCAUUAAUCUUGUAAGUAGAAAUAUGAAUUUUCUUUUUAGCUGCACCAAUUAUUAGUCACUUAAGUUUUAGUCAAAAUAUUUAACUUUAAACACAAAACCAAAGGUUGUAGAAGUGUAGUCUUUUUUUUUUUUUAAUUUAUAUAUUUUUUCUAUUUUAGUUUUAAGAAUUAUUUUAAAUAGUCCAUACUUCCGUAAUAAUAGCAUUUUAUUUUAGGCUUUUCUAACUCCUAAUUUAUUCAUUUUGAUUAUAAUAUAUCAACGGAACAAAAUUUAUUUUGGUAGAAUUACUAUUUAGUGUCAAAA